Cinara cedri is the source of this 6046-nucleotide messenger RNA. NCBI's taxonomy places the organism in Eukaryota, Metazoa, Arthropoda, Insecta, Hemiptera, Aphididae. The record is from the annotation of a GenBank genome assembly.
AUGCAAAACGAAAACACGGAGGAAAUUAACGGGAUGAAAAUAUAUCUGACGAAAUUGGCCAUCAACGAUAAGACGCUGGAGAAAAUCCGGGAGGAUUUUCAACUGAACGAGAACGGGACAAUGAACGUCGUCAAAUUUCGCGAAAUGUUGGAAUCCAAGUACAAAAUCUUUUUGUUGGACGAUGAUUUCAAAUCGAUGUUCGCUAAAAUAGAUGUUAAAAAAGAAGGCUACAUCACGUUUUUACAGUUUGUCACUUAUUUGUCGACCGAGUCCGAGUUGAAGCGCAAACGAAACGAACAAAAUUCGGGGAUAUCGACGUUGAAACUGACGCCGAAAUUGUUGCCGAACAAACCGAUCGUAGACAACAAAAACAAACUACACAAGAUAACGGAGAUAGUGUUCUCCACGCUGAUGGAUCGCAAGGGCAAAUACGUGGUUAUCAGCGAGAUGGGAGACAUUUUGGUGUACACGUCAGAAUUAAAUUGGAAAGUCACACACAAGUGUUCUAAGGUAAUUCCGUAUGCUAUUACGCUAAUACGUAUGAUAUUUGGUGUCCGGUAUCGGAAACGAAAAUUCCCGCGCGAGGAUUUCGCAAACGCCUACUCUCGUAGUGGACGCGUCGCUGAAUAUUAUAGGCUGGGAACCAGAAUUAUUCUCGAAUUAUUCGUGAGCUUAAAUGGUAUAAUUGUAGGUAUAUAGUUUACAAGUUUUAUUUGCUCGUAAUGGAAAUCACAUAAAUUUGACUCAAAUGACCGAAAAUAUAAUGUAAAUAUUAUAAUAAUAAUAAUAAUAAUAAUAUGUAUAAUAUUAUGUUAAUUACGUUAGUGUAAUAAAAUUCAAAAAUAUUAAUUUGGCUGGCAGUCGGCUGUCAGCAUUGACAAAUUGACAUUUAAUAUUAAAAUAACUAUCAACGUAUAGCAUACACACACACACACACACACACACACACGCACACACGCUCACACACACACAUACGUUCAUACUCUAAAUAUAUGGUUAGUCGGUAGUGUUGUAUGUUAUAGUGCGGCUUUGUAAGGGUGACACUGGCGCUUUCAAUUUGUUUUAUAUCGUUCUAUUCGCGUUUUUAAGACUAUGCGUUUCGGGCAAUUUCAGAUUUUUGCAAGUUUUUUCAUAAAGAAAAUACAGAUAACGAAAAGGUUCUGUACCGUGAAAAGUCGCCAACCGACCAGAGAUAGUUCUCAACAUAGUGUUUAUAGGACAAAAAUUCGAUUUCAUAGCCUGACUUUUGUGUGAACGCGAGUACCAUCAGUAACGAACGGAAAGGUCCUACACGGCCGUGUGCCGCUGUCAACGGAAAUCGCAUACUCCGUGCGCAAGCGAGGGAUGUAUUGGCUUCGUUAUGACGCGCGCAUUUCUCCCAUCUAGAACACUGGCACACACGCCCAUCGCAAUUAUCAUCUGUGUUCUUUUUGUUAUGCACUCCAAUAAAGAAAGUAUCCCCGAGACACUAAUACAACAAUAUACCGUUAAACAAAGUUGUAUACACAAAUAUGUAUACGUAUACACGUACUGAACACAUACAUAAUUGAAACCGAUCCUUUAAUACCAAUACAAAUGCAUAUAAUAGUGGAUUUUAGUGUAUUAUAGUGAAAUGCCUCAGAUCGAAUAUUUAAAACUAUUUUCUGGAUACUAUUGUUUGGAAAUCACUCAACAACACCCGUUUGUUUUAAAUUCUAAUCUCUCGCAUCAUAAUAUAGCGGCUGCUGGUGAGUUGCGGCGUGGCGUGUUAUUUUCGAUGCCGAGAACGGCGAAUACCGGCCCGGUAAACCGUUUGGCUGUAGUUUAGUCGCGGCCCGAGAAACCCCUUCGUUGUACAUUUUAUUGUAACAUAAUAAACCGCGUUAGGUUUUCACUCGUUACGAAACACGUCGUUUUACAUCAGUGUCAUUCUAAAUAUCUAUUGAUGGAUGUAUAGUUGAUAUAUUUAUUGAAAUCAAAUCCGAGUCUUGUAUAAAAUCCAGAAGUGAUGGAUCAAAAACCAGGGAAAUUUAUGUAAAAAAAGCGUUUAUCAGACAGCAGUCGAGAGAGCUGGUACAACAAGAAAUUGGUCAGUUUGGUUUCGUUAAAUUGUUGAGUUUUCGUCCAAUCGAUAAUCUAAAAUAAUACUAAAAAUGGCGAAAAACCUCGUCGUUAGGAAAAAAAAAACACACACACACACACACACUUUUGGGCGACGACUCAGUAAAACUACGCGUGAUUUCACCUGAGUAACGCUAACGGUCUGGCAUUAAGCGAUAAUUGUCACGUGGCCGCAAUUCGUACGGUUCUCUCGCGAGCUCGGGCCGCAACUCGCCGACACCGCCGAUUAUUAAAACGCAUCGAUCAGCGAGAAAUUAUUUUUCCUAUAUUAGCCGUGCAUAAAGAUAACCUGUAUACUGACGCUGGCGGAUUUCAACGUCGUGUGUUUGUUCACCGAGGAUCAGACGCUCAAGUUCUACGUGUCGACAAAGUUCGAACUGUGCCUGAGUAUCACGGAUUGGCCGCACACCAUUAAGUGUCUCGCGUAUUCGCAGAACACCAAGUCCGGUUCGAUGAUGGCGGUCGGUGACAGAGGGGGCACGGUGCACACGUUUAAAUUCCCGGUGUCGGAGAAGAAGAACCCGUUCCGUGGGCGAGUCGGCACCACGGGCGCGCCACGGUCGUUCAGCUAUACCAACAUGACGUUCGGCGAAGCGAACGAGUACAGUUUGACGACCAUUAAUUUGGUCCGGUUCCCCCGGCUGCACCCGGCCGGUGUGGAACAGAUGGAGUUCUGCGACUCCGGCAAGUUCUUAGUGUCCAUAUCCUACGCGCCCAGCAAGUCGAUCGCGUAUUGCUGGGUCGGCGCCAAGGCCACUAAGAAACGAGACAAACCCACGCCGAUCAACCGUUACGUGUCGGUGCCGGACCGAUUGUUUUGCGUUUGUUCGGCGGGUAAAGGCUUGGUGGCCGUCGGAGGUGUGGACCUGAUGGUGCGGCUGUUAGAUUUCGACGAAUGCUUCUCCGACGGGAACCCUAAGAGCGCCCAGCUCCUGGGCCACGACACGGCCAUCCACCACCUCUUCUACAACUACACCAACUGUCGCUUGUACUCAGUGUCCGCGGACCGCACCGUGAAAAUAUGGGACGUCAACAGCAUCGCGUGCGUACUGACGUUCGUCAAGGCAGCCGUUAUGACGAAAGCGAUUGGCCUGAAAUUCGUGCCCACCCAUUUCAAUCAGUGCGAACAGAAGAUCGUGAUGGCCGUCGGCGACGAGUUCUUGACGAUCAAGUGCGCGGACACGGCCACCGACAACAGCGUCGUAGAAAGCGAUUCCCACGACGAGGCCGUCCUAAAGACCAUGUACUGUCGACUGUUCCGUGUGUUGAUAUCCGUGUCGACCCUGGAUUCCACUAUCGCGGUGUGGAACCCGUUUACCGGCCAGCAGAUCCACAAAUGGUCCAUGGCGCACAACAAGCAAGUGUACGGCGAAACGAUUCCGGUCGAGAUCACGGCCGCCACUUUAGACCCGUCCGGUGGGCUGCUGGUCACCGGAGCCGUAAACGGUACCGUUCACAUGUGGGACCCGAACAGGGGCACGUGUCUGAACCGUCUGCACAUUCCGUCCCGCAACCGGAUAUCCGAUAUCGUCUGGCUGCCCAACAAGGUGCGUGUGUCGAUGACCUUCACCGGCAAUUUAUAUCUGUCCAUCGAGCGGAGUAGUUACCCGCCUGGGGGUUCCACUCGUUUUAGAAGUGAUUUUUUUUCGCACUCGUACAUAGCUUUAUUACCCGCGGUUUUAUUCGCCACUUCACCCGUGUGCAGUUUAUGUGUCUGCACAUAGUAUGUGUUUAAUAUCUUCCGAGGGCUUCCUCAUCGGGAAGCAUUUAGACCUCCGGGGAGGCUAUUAUUUCGGUCCGAGUGUAUGCCUACCGCAGGCAGUUUUCCAUUCGAAAAAAAUGUCCAUGUUUUCCGAAACCGGCUGUACGAGCCCAAACCACUGUCAAAGAGGAUGUUUCUCGAUGGACGCCUACAGUCCAUUGUGAAACUGUCGAAUCUCAACUACAGCCCGACAUUAGCAUUAAUGUUCGGUGGCGCCACUGGAUCAGUGAUUGAGCGAAUGAGUGAACGGGUUUCUCCUUUUUUACGUACAGAUUAAAUUACGGAACAACUGUCAAUGCGAAAUCGUAUUAUAUCGCGUGUGUCACGGAGUCGACAAUUUUUUUUUUUUUUUAGUCGUUUUUAAAAAUUGAACGGCAAUGAUUAAAACCGAUCAGUUUUAACCAUCGGCCAGUGAAAUUAAAAGAUCCGCGAACGCAGUUAUUUUCUAGAGAGCUUUUAAAAUUGAUAACCGCCUAACCUAACCGGUACACCGUACACCAUACGCAUUCUAUAUAGUAUAAUAUAGGUGCUGAUAACGAGCUGGGACGGCAAGGUGACCGAGUUCAAUGAACCGUUGUUGGUGUCCAGCGGAAAAGUGUGGCUGUCGAGUCACGACGACGCGGCGCUGAGCGCGUGCGGAAAACUGCCUUCGCUGUUCGUGACCACGUCGCUCGCCGGCGAAAUCGGUUUCUGGCGGCUAGAGACGGGCCAACUGAUCAAGAUACACAAAGCACGGCUGAGGUCGGACAGCAGUAUGAAGCACUCGAAAUCGUCGACCUCGGCGAGCAAGAUGAGCACGGUAUCGCCGAGCUCCAUAUCGUACAACAGCCGGUCGUCCCGGAGUAUCGCGGACGGCGCCAACCCGGCGGAGACCAGGGAGGAGACGUACAGGAGACUGAACAUCAAGUACACGCCCAAGGGGCAUUUCGCGGCCGUCGCGUCCAUGUUCCUGCGGGCCAGGCCGGAUGCCGAACGGGUGGGCACCCUGUUCAUAUCCGUCCGCAACGGCAUGGUGCAGCUAUGGUCCACGUACAAGGUGCCAAAGUACGUUGCGCAGUUCACGGCCAUACACCUGGACGACGAUUACGUGACGGCCAUGGCUUCGGACCCGAAAAACGAUUACCUGUUCACUAGCUUUUACAGCGGCUACGUGAAAACGUGGCACAUCGCGAACUUCGGCCGCCCCGUCACGGUCGUCCAACCGUUGUCCAUGCCGAAGUUGCGGCAGCGGUUCCCGUUCUUGUUGGCGUCCAUGUUCAUCGGCCGAGCCGAGCGCGCCGCCAUUAAAAACCCGUCCGGGCCGCUGUUGUUCAGCUCGUACAAGGCUCACGUACAGUGCAUCCGUCACAUCGAUUACAUUGACGAACAGGAGCUACUGGUGACCAGCAGCGCUGACAGGAACAUCCGGAUCUGGACGUUGGCCGGGCACUACGUGGGCACUUUAGGUGAGUUUCGCGGUUCCUACGUUUUUAUACUGCACAGGCAGGCGGCGUCUUUCGACUUUCACCGUAGUCAAAAGACGCCUGCCGCGACGAAAAAGGUCAUGUUUCACUUUGUCCAACUUCUGAUCUCAUCUAUUGGACGAGUAUGGAAAUACCACGUUUUUCGUGGACGGUGCUGAAAAAAAUACGCGACUUUGAAUAUACAACUUUAAGGGUACGACCUUUUUCGUUGCGGUAUGCCACGGCAGGCGAAAUGUAUUAUUAAAAUUUAGGCUCUCGGUGGCCGUCCAUUUCGAGGAUCGGCGUGGUAAAUAUGACGGAGUUCAUAAUUCCCAGCGAAGUCAGACGGCAAGCGUCUUUUACUACGAUCAAAGUCUUGAGCGACGGCGUGAAUUCGGCUUUGCGGUCGCCAGAGCUGUGGACAAAACUGGUGGAGUCUAGAGAACAACGGAAAUUGGAAGGCGCGAUUGACGACAUUGUACCGUACGGCACCAAUUGCCCGCAAAACCCGCUAUCGGGUCUCGAAUUUAUGGACAGUAAGAUAACAACGAUACACAUGGAACCGACUCAAAUCAAAAUCAAUGGUCCCAGAGUAGCGAUUUCUAAAUACUUACCGAUUGCCAAUCUCGCCAUUAUUAAAAAGCUUGAAGUGUCCGACAUAAAACAAACGAUGUCUAAAAAUAAAAAAGGUGUGAAAUUCCGAAAUCUACAAUCCCGGAAUAUACAAUUCUCGAGAAAUUAA